Varanus komodoensis (Komodo dragon) is the source of this 2080-nucleotide messenger RNA. RefSeq names its product calcium voltage-gated channel auxiliary subunit beta 2 (gene CACNB2). Lineage: Eukaryota; Metazoa; Chordata; Lepidosauria; Squamata; Varanidae. Gene Ontology annotation, cellular component: voltage-gated calcium channel complex. Gene Ontology annotation, biological process: regulation of voltage-gated calcium channel activity; chemical synaptic transmission; neuromuscular junction development. The coding region runs from base 244 to 2034 and encodes 596 amino acids. Gene Ontology annotation, molecular function: protein binding; high voltage-gated calcium channel activity. The transcript is spliced from 13 exons. The record is from RefSeq and is a predicted model, not a curated record.
UUUUUUUCCUUCAGUGGAACAGCUUGCCAAAUCAUCAUUUCCUUAACUGCCUACAGCAAGAGGUUUUGUUUUUGUGUCGGAGAGCAACUUUUAAAGACCAUUUUGAGCGUGGGAAAGAAGUAUUCGACCUCUCUAUCCCUGCUGUAGAAAUUGUAUUGCUAUGAUGGUAGACUUUUAAGAAAACAUUAAAGAUCUCCAGGAAUAUAUGGACACGGACAACUGUGAGCACCUAAAGGCCAAGAUAUGUACCUUUACGACAGUGAAGAUUAUGAAGUGGGUUCGGCGGACUCCUACACCAGCCGUCCGUCAGAUUCAGAUGUAUCUCUUGAGGAAGACAGAGAGGCAGUGCGGAGAGAAGCAGAGCGACAGGCCCAGACACAGCUGGAAAAGGCAAAGACAAAACCUGUUGCAUUUGCAGUCCGGACAAAUGUUAGCUACAGUGCAGCCCAUGAUGAUGAUGUACCAGUUCCAGGCAUGGCCAUCUCAUUCGAAGCAAAGGAUUUCCUACAUGUUAAAGAAAAAUUUAAUAAUGACUGGUGGAUAGGACGCUUGGUAAAAGAAGGUUGUGAAAUUGGAUUCAUACCAAGUCCAGUCAAAUUAGAAAAUAUGAGGCUGCAGCAUGAACAAAAGGCAAAGCAAGGAAAAUUCUACUCCAGUAAAUCAGGAGGAAAUUCAUCAUCCAGUUUGGGUGACGUGGUACCUAGUUCCAGAAAGUCUACACCUCCAUCAUCUGCUAUAGACAUAGAUGCCACUGGUUUAGAUGCAGAAGAAAUUGAUAUUCCAGCAAAUCAUCGCUCCCCCAAACCCACUGCAAACAGUGUUACAUCACCCCACUCCAAAGAGAAAAGAAUGCCAUUUUUUAAGAAGACAGAGCACAUCCCUCCGUAUGAUGUAGUGCCUUCUAUGCGACCAGUAGUCUUAGUGGGGCCUUCCUUAAAGGGAUAUGAGGUGACAGAUAUGAUGCAAAAAGCAUUAUUUGAUUUUUUAAAACAUAGAUUUGAAGGGCGUAUAUCGAUCACACGGGUCACAGCAGACAUCUCGCUUGCCAAACGCUCAGUAUUAAACAAUCCCAGCAAGCAUGCGAUAAUAGAACGAUCCAAUACAAGGUCAAGUUUAGCUGAAGUUCAGAGUGAAAUUGAACGAAUAUUUGAAUUAGCAAGGACAUUACAGCUGGUAGUACUUGAUGCUGACACCAUUAAUCAUCCAGCUCAACUUAGUAAAACCUCUCUGGCUCCCAUUAUAGUGUAUGUAAAGAUUUCUUCUCCAAAGGUUUUACAGAGGUUGAUAAAAUCCCGAGGCAAAUCUCAGGCCAAGCACCUUAAUGUUCAAAUGGUAGCAGCUGAUAAACUGGCUCAGUGCCCUCCAGAAAUGUUUGAUGUGAUUCUGGAUGAGAACCAGCUUGAAGAUGCUUGUGAGCACCUGGCUGACUAUUUGGAAGCUUACUGGAAGGCCACACAUCCUGCCAGCAGCAAUCCCCCCACUCAGCUUCUCACUCGCACGCUGGCCACUGCCACCCUUCCUAUCAACCCUGGCCCAAAUGUUAAUCUACAGGGCUCUCAAGGAGAUCAGAGGAAUGAACCAUCAGCCCCUGAACGAACUGGUUCCCAAGGGGAAGAAGCAGCUAGGGCUGAACCCACCAGGAAGUCCCAACAUCGCUCUUCAUCAAGUCAUCACCAUAACCAUCGUAGUGGAACUAGCCGUGGCCUGUCUAGACAAGAAACGUUUGACUCAGAAACGCAAGACAGCAGAGAUUCAGCAUACAUAGAGUCCAGGGAGGACUACUCACAUGAACACUAUGAUUCUUAUAGAGAUCACAGUCAUAGGGAUGAGUCCCACGGGAGCAGUGAUCACAGGCAUCGAGAAUCGAGGCAUCGCUCAAAGGAGAGGGACCGAGAGCAUGACCACAAUGAAGGCAACAAGCAGCGGAGCCGCCAUAAAUCAAGGGACCAGUAUUGUGACAGGGAUGGUGAAUUGAUACCUAAAAAACGCAACGAUACAGCAGAAUGGAAGAGGGAUGUGUAUAUCCACCAGUAACAUUUGCCAUUGGCAGUUUUGUGUUCUUUUGAAGUUGUGUAUGACA